AUGAGCACUGGAGACUUUUUAACCAAAGGAAUUGGACUUAUCCAGAAAGCCAUCGAUCUGGAUACCGGAACUCAGUACGAAGAGGCGUACACAGCUUACUAUAAUGGAUUGGACUAUUUGAUGCUGGCGUUGAAAUACGAGAAAAACCCAAAAUCUAAAGAUCUCAUAAGGGCCAAGUUUACGGAAUAUCUGAACAGAGCAGAACAGCUGAAGGAGCAUUUGGAAUCGGAACAGGAAAACAAGAAGAACAAAAAGGACACACCUACCAAAAAAGCGAGUGCCAAUUCCAACAAUAGCAGCAAUGACGACGACGCAGACGACAAAAAAUUACGUGGCGCUCUAUCCGGCGCGAUUCUCACGGAAAAGCCUAAUGUGCGUUGGGAAGACAUUGCUGGUCUCGAGGGUGCCAAAGCAGCGUUGAAAGAAGCAGUCAUUUUGCCUGUUAAAUUCCCGCAUUUGUUCACUGGUAAUCGUAAACCCACGUCGGGCAUCCUCCUAUUUGGUCCACCAGGUACUGGUAAGUCUUAUUUGGCAAAAGCGGUGGCCACAGAAGCCAAUUCGACUUUCUUCAGCAUAAGCUCAAGUGAUUUGGUAUCGAAGUGGAUGGGUGAAUCCGAAAGAUUGGUCAAGCAACUAUUUGCAAUGGCCAGAGAAAACAAGCCGUCUAUCAUUUUCAUCGACGAAGUGGACGCUUUGACAGGCCAGAGAGGGGAGGGUGAAAGCGAGGCCAGUAGAAGAAUCAAAACGGAGCUGCUAGUCCAAAUGAACGGUGUGGGGAAUGAUGCUCAAGGUGUGCUUGUUCUUGGAGCUACAAACAUUCCCUGGCAAUUGGAUAGUGCCGUAAGAAGAAGGUUUGAGAAGCGAAUCUAUAUCCCGCUUCCCGAUCUUGCGGGCAGAACUCGUAUGUUCGAGCUAAACAUAGGCGAAACGCCGUGCUCGCUUACGAAAGAAGAUUACAGAACCCUGGGCCAAUUGACCGAAGGAUAUUCUGGUAGUGAUAUCGCGGUGGUUGUGAAAGACGCUUUGAUGCAGCCUAUCCGGCAAAUUCAAAACUCGACCCAUUUCAAAGACGUAUCGGAGGAUCCAGAACAUCGCAAAUUAAUACCUUGUUCGCCAGGGGACGAUGGUGCUAUUGAACUGAGCUGGACAGAUAUAGAAGCGGAUGAACUGCAAGAACCAGAGCUCAAUAUCAAAGAUUUCUUGAAAGCCAUCAAAACAACAAGACCGACAGUCAAUGAGAACGAUCUUAAGAAGCAAGAAGAGUUCACCAACGACUUUGGUCAAGAGGGUUUGUAA
Molecule: messenger RNA, 1296 nt
Organism: Lachancea meyersii CBS 8951
Lineage: Eukaryota; Fungi; Ascomycota; Saccharomycetes; Saccharomycetales; Saccharomycetaceae
Source: the annotation of a GenBank genome assembly